AUGAAAAACAACCCCACGGGCCCCGAAAGGACCAAACCCCGACAGGGCCAACCAAAGGGCCCCCAGCAGGGCCAAAUACGACAGGCCACCAGACAGAACCCCCAGAGAACCCCACACAGGGCCACCCCCAAAUGGGCCACCACGACGGCCAACCUGACAACCAAAACCACGACGGGGCCCCCCAUGACUCCCCAGACAGGGCCAACCACGACAGAACCACCCACUGGUAACCCGAUAGGGGCCCCCCGACGGCCCCAACGAACCCUCAACUGGCACCCGCGAAACCAAAAUGCCUGGGCCAAACCCGCAGGGCCAACCACGCGAACCAACCCCGCGGACCAACCCACAGGACCCCACACGGGGCCAAACCCCGACAGGCCAACACCAGGGGCCAAACCCCCAAAAGGCCCACACGAACCAAAGCACUGGCCCCCACGAAAAAAACCACGCAGGCCAAAAACCCACGACCAACCCGAAGGGCCACACCAACCAACAGAAACCAAAAUGCAAAAAGGGCCAACCCCACAGAAACCAACCCCCAAGGGCCAAACCCGAAAAACCAAACCCAGACCAAACCCCGGGGCCAAAACAAAAAACCCCGAAAGCCAUGCCUGGCCCAGACGGGCCCAAACCCCACGAAUCAACCCGACAGAAUAA
Messenger RNA from Penaeus monodon (black tiger shrimp), 657 nucleotides. RefSeq names its product extensin-like. NCBI's taxonomy places the organism in Eukaryota, Metazoa, Arthropoda, Malacostraca, Decapoda, Penaeidae. Bases 1 to 657 code for a protein of 218 amino acids. The record is from RefSeq and is a predicted model, not a curated record. The transcript has a single exon.